Messenger RNA from Parascedosporium putredinis, 1479 nucleotides. NCBI's taxonomy places the organism in Eukaryota, Fungi, Ascomycota, Sordariomycetes, Microascales, Microascaceae. The record is from the annotation of a GenBank genome assembly.
AUGAAGUUCUCUCUCGCCACUCUCGCCGCCGGCGUUCCUCUCGCCCUCGCCGCUGCCGCUCCCCAGCCCCAGGCGAAUGGCAUCCGUGCCAUCUUCGGCCGCAUCCCCGGCCAGGGCACCGAUCUCCCCGUCACCACCCGCACCAAGUGCACCAAGAGGCCCAAGCGCACCGUGACCGUCACCGUCACCGCUGACGGCGUGACCAACGUCCAGCAGGCCACGGAGACCAUCACUAUCACUGCCGACGGCGUGACCGACGUCCAGCAGGCUACGGAGACCAUCACCAUCACCGCCGACGGCGUAACCGACGUCCAACACGCUACGGAGACCAUCACCGUCACCGCCGACGGCGUCACCAACGUCGAGCACGCCACGGAGACCGUCACCAUCACCGCUGACGGCGUGACCGCCAUCGAGCACGCCACGGCCACCCUCUACGAGACGGCCACCAUCCACGCGACCGAGACCGUCGUCGAGGUGGCCACCCUGCACGCCACGGAGACCCUUGUCGAGACCGCCACCCUGCACGCCACGGAGACCGUCGUCGAGGUUGCCACCGUCUCGGAGACUCACAUCGAGACGGCUACCAUCUCCGAGACUGCCACGGAGACUCACGUCGAGACCGUCUCCGAGACUCUUAUCGAGACGGCCACGGAAACUCUCGUGGAGACCGCCACCGCCACCGAGACUCUCGUCGAGACUGCCACCAUCUCCGAGACCGCCACCGAGACCCUCGUCGAGACUGCUACCGAGACUCUCGUUGAGACCGCCACUGCUACCGAGACUCUCGUUGAGACCGCCACUGCUACCGAGACUCUCGUUGAGACCGCCACUGCCACCGAGACUCUCGUCGAGACCGCCACUGCCACCGAGACUCUCGUCGAGACCGCCACCAUCUCCGAGACCGCCACCGUCGUCGAGACCCUCGUCGAGACCGCUACCGCUACCCUCAUCGAGACCGCCACCAUCUCCGAGACCGCCACCCUCACCCAGGUCAACACCGCCACCACCACCGCCACCGAGACCGCCUGCCCCGUCGCGCCCCUCAACAACGGCGGCUUCAGCGGCGCCAUCAGCUCCGCCAACGACUGGACCUUUAUCGGCACCGCCGAGGACAACCUCAACAGCGGCGCCUUCCAGCUCAAGACCACCUCCCUCAACGCCGCCCAGCAGCAGUUCCUCAUCCAGAGCGUCUCCAUCUGCCCCAAGGCCAUCUACAAGUUCUCCUUCAAGGCCCGCAGGUCCUCGGGCAGCGGCAGCUCCCAGGACAAGAUCUACCUCCGCGUCAACGGCGCCGCCGUCGUCACCGCGACCCUCACCAGCGUCCAGUCCAGCUUUUCUACUUUCGAGGCUACCUGGACCAACACCAAUGGUCUUACUGACGCCAUCAUCGCUAUCGAGUUUGACGCUGCUACCUCGACCUCGCGCACUCUCCUGAUUGACGAUGUCACCAUGACCAAGACCGGCAUGGCUCUCUAA